GACGAGGGUGGAUCGAUAUUGAUUUUGGACUAGGUAGUGGGAUCAUUUCAAGAGCGGCAGCAGUGCUCUCGGAGACAACUCGGAUACAGACUUCUGUUCCGUCCGAGCUCCGACUCUAUAGGCUCGACCUCCUUACCUCGCCAAGUCCCUGCAAUCAUGUCCAUUUCCGAUUCUACGCCUCGAGCCGACGAGCCAAUUGUCAAGGCGAAAUUACCGAAUGGUCAUCUUGAUCAAGGAUCCGAUUUGAAUGUGGCUGCUGUUGCUGCUGGAGAGCUGCGAGAGCAUGCGCAGAAUGGAGUUGUAUCACCGGACGGUAUCGCCACGGAGACGAACGGAACAGAUGUCAAUGCUGUAGAGACUUCAGUUGCUGGCUUGUCUCUUGAGACUCCCGAGGCAGAUGGUCAAAAUAACGGUUCCUUGUCGACUGGCUCGACUGGAUCUCCCUCGGACCUCCACCAAGCCUGUGCGACUGGUCAAUUGGAUCUUGUUCGAUCUCUCUUAUCCCAAUCUUUGGAACCGCUGGAGACCUUGGACGUCACCACUGGAUGUACGCCCAUCGUCCUCGCCGUUCGAAACAAUCACCCGGAUGUAGUCAGGGAGCUUUUGAGUGCCGGCGCCAUUGUCCCCCCACCAGGAGUCACCAACGACGGCUACAUGAUGAGUAUCUUAUACCCUGGCAUGAUCAUCGGAGGAAUGUACGGUAUGCCAGGGAUGAAUGGUGGUGGACAUCUCGGUGGUCCUGCUGGGUCCGGAGCAGCGGGUGCAUAUGGUCAACCUCAAAUGGGUGCUGGGCCUGACUAUUAUGGAUACUAUCCUCCUCAAGAUGGUUUCAAGAGAUCACCUGGAGGAGGUGUUGGCGGCGGCGGUGCUGGUGCUGGUCCCGGUGCCAGUCCACAUGGACAUCAUCCGCAUCAUCCCCAUGCAGCCAACGGAGGUAGUCCAGUCGGUAAUGGAUCUGCGAAUGCGAAUGGGAAUGCCAAUGGGGUCGGACACUUGCCUCCUGCCGAUGUGGCCAAGACGAUUCCCUGUCGAAAUUUCCCAAAUUGCAAGUAUGGAAGUGCUUGUGUCUUCUUCCAUCCUUCUUCUGGACCUACAGCUGGUCUUGGAGGUCCCAGUGGACUCGGCUCGAGACCUAUGCCAUUUUUCCCUCAGCAUCAAAUGCAGACCAUGAACGGCUUCGAAGGUUACGGUGGAAUGCAACAAGCUUAUGGAUACGCUCCCGAAUACCAACAACAACAGCAACAGCAGCACCAACACCGAUUCCAAGCCGGAAACAUGCAACCUCACGACCCUUUAUCCCAAGCUCAACCUUCUUCAAUCGUUAACAACGAGGAAGAAUCUGAGACUUUGGAUUCCGCCACACCGGCUGGCAACGCCGCCACGGAUGGCGAAGCUUCCAAUUCUACAUCGUCACCUCCCUCUGUUGAGCAGACAGAGGGUCAAAACGCUUCACGAGUCGCUGCUGCCCAGGAAGAAUCUCCAUCUUCUAGUUCUCCCGUCAACCCCGAUGCGUCCAAUCACCAACCCAUUCAACUCCACCUUCAACCGCCUCACCCUAACGGUGCUCCGAUCUUCAUUCCUGGCGGAAUGACAUCUCCCCAACAACCCCAUCCAUAUGGCAUGUCUCUAUCGCCUCUGUCACCUUCCAUGUUAUCUGGUUCUCUCCCUUCCAUCCCGCCAGCCGAUCAAUUCUUUGCAGCUGGAUCUCCUCCUCCAUCUUCAAACUUUGCUCCCGGGGCUUACGGUCAACCUUUCCAAAUUCCUAAUGGAAACUAUGCCGCUGGACCAGGCAGACGACAGAGUUUCGGUCAACCUCAGUUCGCAGGCAAAGCUUUCGGAGGACAUGGAAAGAAACCUUCAUUCUCGGGUGGACCGAGACCGUUCCGUGGUCCUGGAGCUGGACCCAACAGUGGACCGGCACCUAACAUGGGCACUUGGAAAGAUGGAAAUCCUCCGCCUUGCGCCUUCUUCGCACAAGGUAAAUGCAGGAACGGUGAAUUGUGCAAAUUUCCACACCUCGACGAGCAGGGCAAUGAUUGCCGCCAUCCGGACGUCAUUCGAGGUAUCAUUCCUCCUCUUCCACCCCUGAGUCGACAGCGAGGUAUGCGAAGUGGAGGUACGAUGAGCUUUAGCGCUCCUUUCGACCCAGCUCUUCGGCAACAACAGCAACUCAACUUCAUGCAUCAACAGCAGAUCCAUCCCAUGCAUCAGCAAGUCUCUCCUCAUCCCGCUCAUCGACAAUCUCUUCCUGCUAGUCUGGCUCAAGUAGCUGAAAAUGGACAAUCAGUACCCAACGGCCCUGCGCCUCCCGCUAUUACUGGAGAAAGCUCGUCCAUUCAGUCAGUCAGUGCGGACGGUCCAGUCACUCAGACUACCACCAUCACUUCCAAUCUCACUAGCAGUCUCACGACACCCGACUUGUCCAACAAUGAAACAAGUAUAAUCGAAAAGAAUCCUUCGCUCCCUGCCAAACCUGUAGGUUCACCCAUGCCUUCCAUCAUCAGAUCGGCAUCUCAACCCGGCGUUCAACGAGUUCACGUAUCCGUCUCGGGCUUUAAUUCUCGAUCACACUCUCCAGCCCCUUCAAACGUCUCCUUCCAUGGGAACGGUCAUCCUCGACGUAAUGGCGGGCGUGCUCCUCUCGGCGGCGCAGCUGCGGUUGGGGCUGGGGCAGGCGGACCAGGACGAAGUACCUCAGGAGAUAGAAAGAUGCCCGUUGGUUCCGCUGCCAACCACCAUCAACGUGUACCUCAAGCGGACGAGUUUCCGGCUCUAGGCGGCGGUGCAGGAUCGACGAAUCAGACUGGCAGUGUCUCUGGAUCCAAGUCUACACCUCACACAGGGGCGAACAACAGUCCUGCAGUAGAUACUGGGAAUUGGAGCAAGACGGCAGCUCAAGUCUUGAGCAUGCCUGCGCCUCCGAGAAUCGAGAAGGAAAAGCAGGCUCCUGAAGAGAACGUGACAAUGGAGGAGGAUCCCGAGACGGGAGCGGUCAUCAUCUCCCGAGAGGAUCUUCCUUCAGCUUUAAAAGAAGCUGAGAGGACCGAAUCUGAAGAUUCGACUCCCAAAGCAUCGGCAUCGGCGACCGCUGCCGCUACGUCUACUACUUCCCCUACCAAAAGACCUAGCGUCUCAUUCGCUAGUGUCAUCGCGACUAGUCAAGUCGAGUCUUCUCCCGUAGGCAUCAAGGCAUAGAUGGUAUAGAUGGUGCUCGUCAUGAUCCGGCAUUUCCUCAUCUUACGCUGGAAGAUCGUUCUUCUCUGCACAUCGUUUGGUCCGAAUCGCUUCUCUCUCUCUCUCUCUCUCUCUCGUCUGAUGGACUACUUUUGUUGCUGUGUCUCCGUCUCCCGCAGCGUCGUUAUAUAUCGGG
This is a messenger RNA of Kockovaella imperatae, 3370 nucleotides long. RefSeq lists its product as hypothetical. The transcript is spliced from 3 exons. The coding region runs from base 157 to 3195 and encodes 1012 amino acids. Gene Ontology annotation, molecular function: protein binding; metal ion binding. NCBI's taxonomy places the organism in Eukaryota, Fungi, Basidiomycota, Tremellomycetes, Tremellales, Cuniculitremaceae. The record is from RefSeq and is a predicted model, not a curated record.